CCAUUUCCUGCCCCUGCUGGACCGACUGCACUUUCGAUUUCCUGGUGGGGCGGAGUGAGGAGCUAAUGACCCUCUGCUGGAGUAAACACCCUGGAGAGCGCAUCGCAUCCAGAUCAUUUCCAAACGACAGAGGCUGCGAGGGAGCCACGGGGUGCAGGGGCGAGUGCAGCCAGGAAUAGGGGAGCCGCCCUUUUGCCCGGAGAAUAAGCAAAGUCCCUCGAUGGCUUCCCCGGGGAGCGCGUUCUCUUUGGGGCUGCUGCUGCUGCUGCUGCUGGCGGGGGGCGCCCGGGGGUGGCGCGGGGAGGGCAGCCACCCGCACCUGCACAGCCUCUUCCUGGGCCGCUGCCUGCAGUACCUGGACCUGCUGAGCCCCGAGGAGCGGCGGGACAAGAACUGCACGGCCAUCUGGGAAGCCUUUCAAGUGGUUUUCUAUAAGGAUCCCUGUAAUGUGACUUCCUCUGACUACGAUCUUUUUAUUAAGCUCUCCAGGCACUCCAUUCCUAGAGACAAGGCACUGUUCUGGGAAAAUAACCACCUCCUGGUCACUAGUUUUGCCGACAACACGCGUCGCUAUAUGCCUCUGUGUGACGUUCUGUACGGCAGGGUUGGAGACUUCGUGAGCUGGUGUGGAUAUAAAAAUGGAUCAGGACUGGACUAUGAAUCCUGCCCUACAAUGGAAGACUGUGAGAACAACCCUGUGGAUUCCUACUGGAGAAGGGCCUCCAUGCAGUAUGCGGCGGACAGUUCUGGUGUGAUCUAUGUUAUGCUGAAUGGCUCAGACCCAGCAGGAGCCUAUCCCCUCAAAGGUUUUUUUGCAGACUAUGAAAUUCCCUACUUUCAGAAGGACAAGAUCACUCGAUUUGAGGUCUGGGUUAUGCAUGAAAUUGGGGGACCCGUACUGGAGUCCUGCGGAGAAGGGACCGUGAAAGUCCUGGAAGACAGACUGAAGGGAAUGGGCUUUCAGUACAGCUGCAUCAACGACUACGCACCAGUGAAGCUGUUGAAGUGCGUGGACCACAGCUCUCAUGGGGAUUGUGCCUUGAAUUCGGCAGCAGCAUUCUCACAGCGACAACUGCUGUCCCUCUCUGCAGGACAAAGCGGCGGCCUCCUCGUCUCUCUCUUGCUGACUUGGGCUUUGGCUGCUCAAAUAUAACUGCAGACCGAUAGUGCUGUCUCCCCAGCCCCAGCCCUGGCGCCCAAGCCCUUUCUCUUGCUGUCUGUGCCGAGUGAUGGCGUGAUCCAAAGAGCUUCGUGAUAAGGAAGCACUGUCCUGAAAUGAUUGCCAGUAACCUGUAGGCUCAGGAUUUCAGAAACCAGAGACGGAUCUCGUUCUUCUAAACAGGUUAAAACUACUGCCGUGGAAUUAAAGCAGGUUUAUUUUCUUGUUUUCUUAAUGAUACAAAGCAUUGAGAUCCAAAUGGUUUGUGAUAUAAUCAACUAUUUUUCGAGAAUUCUUACAUACCCUUAUUGUAAACAAAUAACGGGGAAGGAAAUAAAUCAGGCCUCUGGGCUGUGGUCUUA
Molecule: messenger RNA, 1521 nt
Organism: Talpa occidentalis (Iberian mole)
Lineage: Eukaryota; Metazoa; Chordata; Mammalia; Eulipotyphla; Talpidae
Gene: BST1
Product: bone marrow stromal cell antigen 1
Exons: 9
Coding region: 221-1153 (310 amino acids)
Biological process (GO): positive regulation of B cell proliferation
Cellular component (GO): plasma membrane
Molecular function (GO): NAD+ nucleosidase activity; phosphorus-oxygen lyase activity
Source: RefSeq, a predicted model, not a curated record